This is a messenger RNA of Hylaeus volcanicus, 1786 nucleotides long. RefSeq lists its product as uncharacterized. The record is from RefSeq and is a predicted model, not a curated record. The transcript has 4 exons. The coding region runs from base 112 to 1425 and encodes 437 amino acids. NCBI's taxonomy places the organism in Eukaryota, Metazoa, Arthropoda, Insecta, Hymenoptera, Colletidae.
CACUACGAUACACGGUACAAGUAUCGUCUUAAUCAACAGUAGUACAAUCGUAUUCAAAGACUUUCGCUAUUUGGACGAUUAGAAGAGUGUCUCGUAAGUUUUCUUUGAAAAAUGUCCGUCGUUGAACAAUCUGUUGCGAGUCAAGGGAUCAUCGUUCCACCGAGUUUACCGAUCAUCUUAAAGCAAUUCUGCAAGGCAGCCAUCCGAACGCAACCGUACGAUUUACUAAAAUGGUCCAGCUCGUAUUUUCGUGCAUUGGCAGACGGCGAGGAACCACCAACGAAACUGAGGCUCGAAUAUCCACCGCCAAGUACUGCUUCCGGAUUGACGUUCGGUUUUCUUAGGAUUUUGCUACGACAAUUCGGAGAUUACAACAAAUCGUUGCCCCUGGAGAUGAUUCUACGUCGCUGGGACUGUUUAUGCUUGGAUCGACGAGAUUUGAACUUGAUCAUGAUGAUUGGAAAAUUCCGACGAAGGUGUCAGGUGAAAAAAUUCCUAGCUAUAGCAGUGGGUCUUCUAGGGUCGAGUCUCUUCGAAACGAUGAUCAUGAUUUGCGAUUUAUUCACUCACGAGCCCGAAGGUGGGUCAGCUAUGGUCCCUGUCACACUGUUCAUGGAGAUAUAUGGGUAUUUGGCAGGACUUCGAUGCGACGGUGGUGAAAGAGACUCCUCGGACGAGGAUCCGACGGAAUUCAUCAUAUGCCGCGAAUCGAACGACUCUAGAUCACUGGCGAGCCAAGAACACAGCGAGGACAGGUUUUCCGUGGAUCGUGUUUGCUCAAUUGCGAGUCAAGACACCGAAGCGGACGUCAAUUUGGAUUUGGAGAUGGUGUCGAAGGAAGACGUCGAUUCGUCGAGAAGUAAACUGCUUUUCCAAGUUACAAUGUUCUCGUAUUCUCUUUCCAGAGACGCGUACACGAUAUUGUUCCCAUAUUUUUUUUUUUCAGCUGAUAUAACGCCACAAUUGGGCGAGAGUUACACCAGUCGAAGAAAAAUGCUCUACGAUAAAAUGGAGCAGGAUUCUUCCAGCGAAGGAACUUUGAAAGUGGAUGGUAACAAUGAAACUUCCGGCGCAGAUGUUGAACUGAGCAGAAGAUUUCGAUCGAGCGACGAGAAGAAGUCGAACAAAAGUGAAAAUCCCUCUGGCAGCAGUACACCUGAUGGAAAUGCCAGUAAAGAUCAGAGCGUUCGCAGCGCAGAGCGUAAAGCGUCCAGCGAGAGAAGAAAAAAGAAAAUCCUGAACGCGAAGUUGCUCAAGUAUCGUCCGAAUAUCCCUGGCAUUGGACCUCGUCUUUCAGCUGAAGAAGUUGCCAGUGUCGCGAUAUGGAUGAGCGAAUGUGCAAGGAUGCAAGAAGGUAUGGUUGGUCCACGAAAUCUGCGGCAUAUGAAUUGUCCUCCUUUAGACAGACAAAUAUCGGAAUCAUGACGAACCGAUAAAUGAAUUGUUAUAAGCUGCGAAUUUCCGUUAUGUCGUUUUUUUAGGGAAAAAUGUAAUUACUUUAAACGUCUAUAAAAAUUAGAAUGCUUAAAAAUAUGUAAAAUAGCGUUUUGUUUACAAUGUUUAAAGUCACGCGUUGAUUGUUAAGCCAUUCAUGAUUAAUGGAUGUGGAACAUAUUGUUAUAAUUCUCAGAAUACAGAUAACAUAGCAUAGGGAAAUAAGAAAUACACAAUAUGAUAAUAACAUUAUUGUAUAAUAACAUUAUACUUCGCUUAUUUUUAAGGUUCCCGAUUUUAUUUGACACUUGUACUUUUUAUUAACGUAAUAUUAUACAGAAUAGUCAAAUAU